This is a messenger RNA of Eurypyga helias (sunbittern), 542 nucleotides long. Its product is annotated as SLAM family member 9-like. The annotation marks the transcript as partial. NCBI's taxonomy places the organism in Eukaryota, Metazoa, Chordata, Aves, Eurypygiformes, Eurypygidae. Gene Ontology annotation, molecular function: MHC class I protein binding. Gene Ontology annotation, cellular component: external side of plasma membrane. The transcript has 2 exons. Gene Ontology annotation, biological process: natural killer cell activation involved in immune response. The record is from RefSeq and is a predicted model, not a curated record.
GAUCCAUGGAGUGCCAGACACAAGCCUUGUCUGCCAACGGAGAGCUGCUGCUGCUGCUGGAGAAACCCCCGCAGGGAUGGACAAAGGUGGAAUGGAGAGUGAACCUGCAUGCAGGAUACCAGCAGCGGAUCCUGACGGUUCAGAAGAAUAAAGUUGACUCGCCCUCCAGGAGUCCUUUUUCUGGGAGAGUUGCGUUCCAGAGUGAGCCCCUCUCCCUGAAGGUCAGCCCAGUUAACACAGCAGACAGCGGGGUCUAUAAGGCAGAGUUUGAGGAUGCAUCAGGCAAAGUUACUGCCCUGUGCUUCCACGUGUCGGUGUGGGAGCCCGUCCACAAGCCGCACCUGGAGGCACGCAUCCUGCAGUGGGAGCAGGGCUGGUGCAACCUCUCGCUUGUCUGCACCGUGCCUGGUGCUGGCAAUGUCUCCUACAGCUGGUCCUGCAGUGGGGAUCCCCCAGGACCUCCAGUGCACCAGUCCUGGCUGCAGCUGCACGUCCGUGGGGAUGCCGACCCAACUGUCUACUGCUGCAAUGCGAGUAACCCG